GUUGAGGCAUCCCAGGGACAGGAUUUAGGGAACCGCGGUCAACAUCAUGUUUUUGGGCUCUCACAGCAGCCCCAUAACAGCGUGGCGAGGUUGGAUCCGCUGCUCGCAACGAAUCGUAUGUAGUAAUUCAGUAUCUCUCUUUCCGUCGUUGAUCUGGUAAUGCUCUGUCUGCUCACACAAUGCAAAUACCCACAAGACUACAGCCCAGUCGCACGGCUGGUCUCUUCGAAAUCUUACGACGCCGACGAUCUUUUUGGCCUUCUCGUAAGGCUGUCUCUUAGCGAUGAUGAGCUGCCCUCUCUGGCAACACGACAUGCCAUCAGUGCGUUGUCGUAUCAGCAUCUGCGCAUGGAAGAAACGGCAGUCAUGCAUCAGACCUGCGCAAUUCGUGCUCUCCAAGCGUCCAUCGAGAACCUCGACCCAUCGCGAGCCAUGCAGACGAUGGCGGCGAGCAUGUUGCUUAGUAUUUUCGAGACACUGAACUUCGAGACGUCGGCUCUCAGUUGGUCCAUCUUCUUCUGCGGCACCAAGAGGAUUGCGAGUCUUGUAACUCAAAAGAACGACAUUUACUUCGGCGAUGAAGCACUAAUCAUGGACUGGAUCUUCUACAACGACACCAUGUACAAGUUCAGCAUCCGACACUGGAGGGAUAAGAAUGAGGACCAGAUUGAGCUAGCGGCGCAGGAAAAAGUUAUAUCCAAGGCUGUGUUUUCGCCCGAAAGGCAAAUUAUAGUGCCAAUCCUAGGCUGUUCUCUCGAAUUGUUAGAUCUUGUCUGCCAAGUUAUCGACAGCGUACUCGAUCGCGGCGAUCCCCACUACCACUCCCAGGUGCAUCUAAAAACGACCAGAUCCCUCGAGAUCCGUCUGCAAGAUCUGGAGCAGCGGCACAGCGGGGUCUCGGACGUUGAUCCCGAGGAAGUAGUCCGCCAAACCAACAUCGCAGAGCUCUUCCGUCUGGCGACACUGACGUACCUCUACCGGUUGGCCAGAGGUGAACCCAGAGACUCCGCAGCCGCCGACGGAGUAAUCAACCGGGCGUUCGCCGUCCUGGGCCGGCUUGAAUACUGCGAGCGGCCUUGGCCCCUCUUUAUCAUUGCUCUUGAAGCGCGCACGGAAGAGCAGCGCACGGCGGUUCUGGCGGUUCUGAAAGGGUCUUUGGUACGACAACCGCUGGGCACAACGGCUCUAGCAAACCGCAUGAUUCAUGACGCGUGGAUACAACAGGAUCUUCACGAGGCUGAGAUGGACAGUUUGACAUUGUAUGGUCUCAUUAUCAGCCGAAACCGGGUGCCGCCAUGCUUCACAUAAGCAAAUGGAUUGUUUUCUAGCAAAGAGUGAUAGUAUUUGUGGUUGUGGAACGAUAUUUGGCAAAAGAUGAAACGAGGGCAAAUAUCUAUAUUAAUUAUCCCGGCCGUGAAUGCUAUGUAAUGUAGUGUCCCAAGACUCCUGGACCUCCAACCUUUCUAUGCAGCGACUAGAUACUCAAUAAUUAAGAUCUAACAG
This is a messenger RNA of Phialemonium atrogriseum, 1503 nucleotides long. RefSeq names its product fungal-specific transcription factor domain-containing protein. Gene Ontology annotation, molecular function: DNA-binding transcription factor activity; transcription cis-regulatory region binding. NCBI's taxonomy places the organism in Eukaryota, Fungi, Ascomycota, Sordariomycetes, Cephalothecales, Cephalothecaceae. The coding region runs from base 160 to 1308 and encodes 382 amino acids. The record is from RefSeq and is a predicted model, not a curated record. Gene Ontology annotation, biological process: positive regulation of transcription by RNA polymerase II. Gene Ontology annotation, cellular component: nucleus. The transcript is spliced from 4 exons.